Neoarthrinium moseri is the source of this 768-nucleotide messenger RNA. RefSeq lists its product as uncharacterized. The coding region runs from base 1 to 768 and encodes 255 amino acids. The record is from RefSeq and is a predicted model, not a curated record. The transcript has a single exon. NCBI's taxonomy places the organism in Eukaryota, Fungi, Ascomycota, Sordariomycetes, Amphisphaeriales, Apiosporaceae.
AUGAGCCAGUCUAUUCCCCUUGUCCAUGGUCCAAUGACCGAAGAUGUACUGCACGACAUCUUCGCGUCAGACCAAGACAUGUACCCUGCACCACUAACGUAUCCACAACUCCAAGGCUGGACUCAAGCCUGCCCAGAGCUAUCCGUGUGCUUCUAUCCACCGCAAGCUCCAACGCAACCCGAUGGCGGCUCCGAUGCCCGGUCUAAGCCCGCCGGGGCGAGCAUCGUACUCCCGCUGAUGGAGUCUUACUGGCGGGACUUACUCGUUGGAAAGAUCCGCGAGACAGAUAUUAACGCAUCCAAGAUGCUCUGCUCCGAGGGUGGCGCGGAACAUUCUGUAGGGCUGCAUGUGUUCCAUGUUGAGCGGUACGAUGAUCGAGUAAAGGGGUUUGCGAAGUCUUCCCUCGAACACGCGGUGGUAGCAGCGCAGAGCAAGGGUUGGAACAUUCUGGGAUGCUCAGGUGGGUUGCAAAGAUUCUGCACUCAGUGGCAACGAGACCUUGAAAGUCGUGCUGACAAGACAUUCGCAUCUGCAGCGCUGACUGCAACGCCGGAGGGUCGGCGCAGUUUCGAGAAGCUUGGAUUCCGCGCGACAGGCUACCAGGAGAUAUGGGUUGAAGUGGAUGCCGAGAUUCAGCUGCGGACCGUCACUCCAGGCCAGGAUCGCGAGGAAGUCCUGACAAGCAUCAAAGCUGAUUCCAUCAAAGGGGAGGCCGCUAUGUCUGUGAGGUACACCAAGAAAGAGCCAGAAGACAGCCAAAUGCCGUAG